AUGUCCUCGCUGCAAGGCUACAUGGAGCAGCAAGUCCUGCUCGUGACGCAGGACGGGCGUGUGCUCGUGGGCAAUCUGCGGGGGUACGACGCGCUGGGCUCGCUCGUGCUCUCGGAGUGUGUCGAGCGCAUCUUUAGCCGCGACGCAGGCGUCGAAGAAGUGCCGCUGGGCGUGUAUAUCCUGCGUGGCGACAGCAUAUCCCUUGUCGGCGACUUGGAUCUCGAGCGCGACCGCAAAACGGACUGGGCGUCGCUGACGGCCGAACCGAUCCCCGUGACCAAACACACCUAA
Messenger RNA from Malassezia japonica, 291 nucleotides. It is a transcript of the gene lsm8, whose product is annotated as snRNP Sm proteins. Gene Ontology annotation, molecular function: RNA binding. Gene Ontology annotation, biological process: mRNA splicing, via spliceosome. The transcript is spliced from 3 exons. The record is from RefSeq and is a predicted model, not a curated record. Lineage: Eukaryota; Fungi; Basidiomycota; Malasseziomycetes; Malasseziales; Malasseziaceae. Gene Ontology annotation, cellular component: precatalytic spliceosome; U6 snRNP; U4/U6 x U5 tri-snRNP complex. The coding region runs from base 1 to 291 and encodes 96 amino acids.